This is a messenger RNA of Stereum hirsutum FP-91666 SS1, 3136 nucleotides long. RefSeq names its product beta-mannosidase. Bases 137 to 2728 code for a protein of 863 amino acids. The record is from RefSeq and is a predicted model, not a curated record. The transcript has 21 exons. Gene Ontology annotation, molecular function: beta-mannosidase activity. Gene Ontology annotation, biological process: carbohydrate metabolic process; glycoprotein catabolic process. Lineage: Eukaryota; Fungi; Basidiomycota; Agaricomycetes; Russulales; Stereaceae.
CUCUCGUACAACUUUCAUUGGCGCGACUUGAAGUCUUCCUGUAGAAAGACGUCAUAUCCUACAGUCUCUUCGAUAACGCGGUUGCGCCCAGGUUAUCUUCUACCAUAAGCCAGACCGAAUCUAGUCUCUGUCAAGGAUGACUAGCUCAGUCCGUACUCUGAACGACGGCUGGUCGUUCACACAGGUGGGAGGUGGGGAGGGUACUAAGAACGGCGAAUGGUUGGCUGUCUCUGAGUUCCCGACGACGGUUCAUGUGGAGUUGUUGAAGCUGAAGAGGAUCCCUGACCCGUUCGUCGGGCUACAUGAGUGGGACCUGCAAUGGAUCGGAGAGGUCGAAUGGGCCUUCAAGUGCUCCUUCUCCGUCUCUGAGCAAGAGCUCGCUCUGCCGAACGUCGAUCUCGUCUUUGAUGGCCUCGACACUUUUGCUACCGUCGUCUUGAAUGGGAAGAAGAUCCUCGACACAGAGAAUCAAUUCGUCCAGUACCGGGCUGCUGUGAAGGAACAUCUCAAAGUCGGGGCGAACGAACUCCUGCUGACGUUUGACAGCGCCUUCUUGAAGGGACGUGCGUUGGAGGAGGAACAUGGAAAGCUCGAGUUAUGGAAUGGUGACUCGAGCCGUUUGCACGUUCGGAAGGCUCAGUAUAACUAUGGUUGGGACUGGGGUCCCAUCCUGAUGACCGCUGGUCCAUGGCGCCCUGUCCACCUGCACUCUUAUGCAACACGAAUCAAGGACAUCCGUAUAUCUUCAAAUGUCAACUCCGACUUGGCUGUCGAUCUCGAUGUCAGCAUUUCGCUCGAUACCCCAUUCUCUGGGGCGGCGGACAUCGUACUACUAGACGAGUCUGGAAAGGUUGUAGUGAAAAAGGACGAUGUGGAUCUAGGUAACGGAGACAUCAAAGAGCACUUCCAUCUGGAGAAGGAGGAAGUGGAGCUUUGGUAUCCCGUGGGGUAUGGCAAGCAACCGCUUUACUCAGUCAGAGUGCAGAUCAAGGACGCGCACGGGCAAGUGACGGCAGCCCAGACACAGAAGAUCGGCUUCCGUCGUGCGUUGGUGGUGCAAGAGCCACUUGCCGACCAGGAAGGCCUUACAUUCCUCUUCGAGAUCAAUAAUAUCAGAAUAUUCUGUGGAGGUUCGAAUUGGAUACCGGCAGAUAGUUUCCUGACGACCAUGACGCCUGAGCGAUACCGCGCUUGGCUCCAACUGCUCGUGGACGGGAAUCAAAAUAUGAUCCGUGUGUGGGGUGGUGGGAUCUACGAGGCCGACGCUUUCUAUGAGAUCUGUGACGAGCUUGGGAUCCUUGUCUGGCAGGACUUCGCCUUUGGCUGUGGCCAAUAUCCGGCGUACAAUUCUUUCCUUGAGAACAUCACUGUCGAGGCGGAACAGAACGUCAAGAGACUGAGACAUCACCCGUCAGUCGUUAUCUUCGCGGGUAACAAUGAAGACUAUCAGCUCGCCGAAUCCUCUCACCUCGAGCUGGAUUACUCCGACGAGAAAUCUGAUUUCCGCAAGACGAACUUCCCAGCGCGGCAUAUCUAUGAACGGGUCCUGCCGUCCAUCGUGGAGAAACAUUCCGACAUCCAUUACCAUCGCAGCUCGCCGUACAGUGGGAGUGGCAAGCCGACGACGGACCAGAGAUACGGGGAUCUGCACCAGUGGAACGUCUGGCAUGGGUCGCAGGAACCAUGGCAUAACUGGGAUAUCCUCGCGGGACGAUUCGUUUCCGAAUUCGGGAUGGAAGCGUAUCCUGACAUCCGGACGGUCGAUUAUUGGGUUGGCGACGACAAGUCCCAACGGUUCCCGCAGUCGCGAGUGACCGUGAACCACAACAAGGCAUCUGGCUUUGAACGCCGUUUGGAAUUAUACCUCGUGGAGAAUUUCAAGCAUGCUUUUGACAUGGAGAGUUAUGUCUACUACACGCAGAUAAUGCAGGCCGAGACGCUGGCAGCAGCAUACAGAUUAUGGAGACGAAACUGGAAGGGAAGAGGAAGGGAAUACACAGCUGGUGCGCUCGUCUGGCAGAUCAACGACUGUUGGCCAGUCACCUCCUGGGCCAUCGUAGACUACUUCCUCCGCCCCAAACCAGCCUACUUCUCCAUCGCGCGCGAGCUCCUCCCCUACACCGUCGGCAUGACGCGCAAAGACCACAAAACCUACGCCGACACUCCGAAUCACACCGCAGCGUUCUUCACCAUCCGCUCCGUCCUCGAAAUCUGGGCGACCAACAGCACACUCGCCGCCAAACAAGUCACCCUCCAAGUCACGUCGUUCGACCUGGAUGAGACAGCGUGGCGCGAUGGGUGGGAGAUGGAGAUCACGCUCGAGCCCAACGCGUGUACGGAGGUCUGGAAGGGUGAUGUGCCCGGCCAGGGUGUGAGGACGAAGGAGAGCGAGGUUCCAAGGCCGAUUAUCGUGAGCGCGAGGUUGAUGGAUCCACAGAGCGGUGUCGUCCUGAGCAGAUACUCGAACUGGCCAGAACCCUUCAAAUACCUCACCUUCCCGCCCGUCUCAGACCUAGGCCUCACCAUCACUCCCCAGCAGGACGGCGAGUCUCUCUGUCUAUCGACUGAGAGGCCCAUCAAGGGAAUCGUGCUCGACGUCGAGGGCGAGGCGGUCAAAUGGAGCGACCAGGCUAUCGACCUCGUUCCGGGAGAUGACCAGAUUAUCAGGGCGGUGGGGUUGGGUGGGAGGAAGGUCAAGGCGCGGUUCCUCGGAGAUGGGAGUGCUUGAAGCUUGAACUGCGAGAUGCGAGAACCGAGAAGCUAGAAGCCAGAAGAAAAAAAAGGUGGGUGGCGGUGAGCGUGUGGGCGUAUGUGGGCGUUAAAGGGUUAGAGGUUAGGUUAUCUGGGCUGGCAUCGAUCGUGUAUCUUGUAAGGCUGUAAGCUUAAGGGUCGAGGGGGUCGAGGGAGAGAGAUAGAGAUAGAAGGAACGGCUGGCUAUGCUAUGAAGUAACGCGCGAAUUGUGAUGAGACGAGAAGCCGUUUGUGAAUGUGAAAGAGGAUCAGAUAUAGCCAAGACGGCAUAAUUUCUGGUUUGGUUUGGUUUGGUGUAGUGAUAUGAUGAUGACGAUGAUGAUGAUUGAUGGUGGUUGGUGGUUGGUUGGUGGUGCUGUUGAGUACACAUAUACCCAUAAAUAAG